Molecule: messenger RNA, 1893 nt
Organism: Hypoxylon trugodes
Lineage: Eukaryota; Fungi; Ascomycota; Sordariomycetes; Xylariales; Hypoxylaceae
Product: acyltransferase-domain-containing protein
Exons: 4
Coding region: 1-1242 (413 amino acids)
Cellular component (GO): endomembrane system
Molecular function (GO): acyltransferase activity
Source: RefSeq, a predicted model, not a curated record
AUGACUGCUGCUGAACUGCGGCAAAGGCCGCCUCCAGAGAAGGCAUCGGAGCCCAAUUCGACGGCCGAUGAUACCGAUCCCGCCUUAGAUCCGGAUAUUGCCCACCCCGCAGGUGAGGCUAAAUAUGGUCGCUUUAGAGCACUCCUUCGCGCCUUAUCAUUUUCAAUAUACUUUGCAAGUAGCUGUUUAACCAUCCAUAUCACUCAGAUCCUUGGUGCUCCGAUAUACUAUCUCAAUCGCGACCUAUACUAUGCCUACAUGUCCUUAACGAAGGCGUCUUUCGGCUUGCUGAUAACUACCAUGACCCAAUGGUGGGCACCGACGGUUAUAAGAAUAAGUGGUGAUGCCUCUGUUGCGGGGCAAUUCAGCUUGACUCCGGACGGUAGAGUUCAAUGCGCUUUUCCGGAGCGCAUGGUCAUGAUCGCAAACCACCAGAUCUACACCGACUGGUUAUAUCUAUGGUGGGUUGGAUAUACGAAUAUCCCUCAGAUGCAUGGGCACGUCUAUAUCAUCCUGAAGGAAUCCUUGAAAUGGAUUCCUGUCAUCGGACCGGGUUGCAUGUUUCUAGGCUUCAUCUUCAUGUCUCGCAAGAUGGCUGUCGAUCGGCCCCGCCUAGCCCAUAGGCUUGGCAAAUUAAAAUCCCGACAUUUGGAUCCUGACGGAAAUCGAUAUCUCAAUCCGAUGUGGUUACUCCUUUUCCCUGAAGGAACGAAUUUGUCUUCUAACGGCCGUGAUAAGUCGGCUCAAUGGGCAGCCAAAAUGGGUCUUCGAGAUAUGCAGCAUUUGAUGCUACCUCGCAGUACCGGCAUGUUCUUCUGUCUCAGCGAAUUGAAGGGGACGGUGGACUACGUAUAUGACUGUACUGUAGCCUACGAAGGUGUCCCGCGCGGGAAAUUUGGCGAGAAUUAUUUUACUUUAUCGAGCACUUACUUCCAAGGGCGACCUCCUAAGUCUGUGAAUUUUUACUGGAGGCGGUUUGCUCUGGCCGACAUGCCCUUAGACAACCAGGAAGAGUUUGAUAAAUGGCUCCGUGAACGAUGGUACGAGAAGGACGCUUUACUCGAACAAUACGUCUCAACAGGUCGAUUCCCGGCCAAUGGAGCUGGUAUAAAAGGGCAUAUCGAGACAGAAGUUCGAACUCGAUAUUGGUGGGAAUUCAUGAGGAUAUUCGUCAUGCUCGGCCUGUUUGGUCUGAUAUUCAACUUUAUGCUCAGAGUCGUACGAGCCCUCGCUCGCCGCUAGUCGAUUCUUUCCGCUGUAAUGCGCUGGUUAACCAAGCCGAAGUGGAUCAAAGGCGUAUCGGGGAUAUUGUCCAUGUUCAUAUCAUGUUAACCAUGGCAAAAGCAACGGAUACGAAGCUAGAAGGUGUUCUUUUUUUAGCUAAAUACUAACGAGAAUAGACCGUGAAACGAUACUAUGGAUGGGUGUACGUAGGUAUGGGGUAGGGUCAGGAGUUUUGGAUUUGAUUGAUGAUUUUAGCAUAGCGAGGAGUGGUAUCAAUGCAUCUCUACUCGUUUGUUUUCACGGCCUAUCAUCCUAUGUACCAGCGUCUGGUAGUUGGUAAGCGAAUUAUUCAUGAAUAUUAUCAUUACACAGUGGGUUUAUUUCGUGGGUUGGAAAAUGGCUAUAUUGAUAUUUCGUGAGUGACACUAUCACUUAUUCACUACCUUAGGUACCUAGGUAGGUAAGUAGUAUACAAUCCAGCUAAUUCCCAAGUUACUUGCUUAUCUACCUAAGGACGAGUUGUUCUAAAGCUUCGUGUAUUGGCUUUAGAAUUGUGGUGGUCCAUAUACUUAACCCUAAGGACUAAGCAUGUGAGAUAGAGGAGCAAUUGAUAGUUUGAUUCUACAAUUUACGAAACCUUUGUUUGGACGAUUGGCUAAUUCCAUUGCA